AACCGGUUGAUGCAGAGCCGGGGAUGUCGUAGCGACCAUCGGGAGAGACGGAGAGUGAGAGAGAACAGGAGGAGAGGAGGAACGGUGAGGGAGGACAGGGCAGGACGACGGGGCGAGUGCGUGGACGAGGACGAGGAGGAUUGUCGCAAGCAAGCAAGCAACUGCUGCAACGGGAGUGAAUUGGGACGGAACAAAAAGUCGAUCGCAGCGUCGCACAUCAUCUGAAGCAGCAGUAGUGAUAGCGACAAUUGCACACAUCUGCGACACCGCAAACACAGUCUCACGUCAAUACUGCUCUAACGAUCUGGUGCUUUCGCUAUCGUUUUCUCUUGUUCUCUCGCACUUUUUCUACCGUUUGCCUCCUCCUUGCCGCCUCUUUUUUCUCCAUACCUGCACACCUCUCCACCCACCAUGGUGAAACGGGCUCGGACGGACCAGCCUGCCGUCUCGGGCGAAGCGGUAGGAAUUGAAAUUGACCCAGCGAACGAAAACUCGGUGCCCAACCAGCAGGACCAACGUCGUGAUUCUGCUUCUUUGGCGUCUUCGGGCCCGCCGUUUUCCUCUACACUUUCUGAAGCGGCAGACCCUGCAGAGACUGCAGAGGUUGCAACAAAACCGACCUUUGAGGAUGUUGCAGGCGCUGUACGCUCCUCACUCACAUGUCCUGUGUGCACAGAGACUUUUUUCAAACCAUACACGACGCAUUGUGGACACACUUACUGUUACCGAUGUCUUGAUGCUUGGAUUAAAACUUCACGGACCUGUCCCUCGUGUCGGCAGAAACUCUACUUGGAGCCGGUGCCGGCAUACAUUGUCAAUGACUUGAUUUCUAGACUGUCGAAAUGUAUGAACGAGUUGCAGUCGGCGGCAAAAAGCGACCGACGAGCAGACAGUGCCGCAGAGGGCGGUCCUCUGUUUGGCGGCGUGUUCCUAAAACCCUUUGAACAGUUUGGUCGUGUGUUCCAUGACGCUGAAGACGGCGUUCUUCGUUGCCGUCGCUGCCAAUGGGAAGUGGAAAACGCAAACGAAUGUCUGCAUUGCGGGUAUCAGCUUCGUGAGGAUGAAGACAGCAAUGGCGACAGCGACCCAGAAACCGUGUGGUCGGAUGAGCUGCGUGCGGUUCGUGACUCCAGUCGACGUUUGCAUCAACAGCAGCAAGCUAUCACAACGCAUGGCCGUGUGCCUAUAACAGCUGUUCCGGACGACUGGACGGGUUUCGACAGUGAAGAAAAUGGCGACGACGACGACGACGACGAGCAUGGUGACGAUCUCGAGGAUGAAGAGUUGCCAUACUCAGGAGCCGGCGAGUAUGACAUGGACGACGACUUUAUCGACAACGGCACCUCCAGUCAGUUUCCUGGGGCCUCUCAGCCUGACGAGUCUUUUGUCGACCACGAGUAUGGAUUCGACGAUGAGGACGAGGAUGAAGAUGAAGACAACGAGGACGAUACGUGGAUUUAUGAUCGAAACAUGACUGAGCAUUCGCAUGCGCGAGACUCAAAGGAGGCCGAGGAACUGCACGACGAGUUGAAUGACUUGAUUGGCACUAGCAUGGACCGUAUGCGCGACAAAGUUGUGGGCGACGAUGCCGAUGAUGAUGAUGAUGAUGAUGAAGCGGCAUUCUCUCAUCAAGUCCUCUUGAAUGCACAGGCGCCGGACGUCAGCAUGCAGGAAGCUUUGUUGACCGAUCCUCCUUCUCCCGUCUUGCAGCAUCGCAGAACAACUAGACGUUCUCGCACCGUCAUUCAAGACGAUUCAGAUGAGGACGAAUAGAAAAAAAGAAAAGAAAAAGAAAUGCAAUCAAGAUCCCUUUGUUUUUGCUGCUCGUCCUAUCCGUUUUAAUCCACUUUCGUGUGCGUCUUUUCUUCGUUUACACAGUUCCCCCUCUUUCGUACACGCUCUUUCCUUCCCCUUACUGGCACCUAAAUUGUUUCUGAUUCCUCCGCUACUGCAGAUGUACACUACGAUGUGAAUGUUGAACCGAUAUAUUUCCUAGAUGAUCUGAGUGUGUGUGUGAUUGCACACAGCCCGUCGGCUGUUUAUCCUCCUACAAAAGUUAGCGUGACUAGACUGUGUGGACAAUGAACGGUUUGAACGCAUACCAUGGAGAGUGGAGACGAAGACAACAUUGUCCUUUGUCUCUAAGACAUAGUCCUCCUUGUCCAAUAGCUCCCAGUCUUGGUCGUUAACGAGGAUAAUGAUUCCAGGCCGACUACAUCACAUGUCAGUACGCAUGCGUUAUCAUUCUUUACGUGGGUCCACGUACACAGAUCCAUCCAUAACAAAAAGCUCGCAUUUGGACUCGUCCUCUAUCUUGUUUGUCAUGUAUUGAAUUAAAUCCCCAACGGUGGCAUUUUGACCGAUAUCCGUUAACUGAACAGUCAGUUCUUUCUGCUUGUUAAAAAGCAGAUCUAAUCCGCCACUGGGCACAUUUAAUUAGUAAACUUUUGUAAUGAACGUUUUUAUUCACAUACCACAGUUCCACCCGAAUGGACAUGUUAGGCUAAUGAAAAAACUGAUUUUGUGUGUUGGUGAAUAUGGUGACGAAUGAACUGGUUACAGCGGCAAAAAUAAAUAUGCGAC
Schizosaccharomyces japonicus yFS275 is the source of this 2583-nucleotide messenger RNA. RefSeq names its product ubiquitin-protein ligase E3. The transcript has 2 exons. The coding region runs from base 412 to 1773 and encodes 453 amino acids. NCBI's taxonomy places the organism in Eukaryota, Fungi, Ascomycota, Schizosaccharomycetes, Schizosaccharomycetales, Schizosaccharomycetaceae. The record is from RefSeq and is a predicted model, not a curated record.